ACGCAAGAGCGCACUGAAAAAAUAAAAGAGCAUAAUUGUUAUUGUUAGCUUGUUAGCUAGCAGGCGAACUCGUGAAUGGAGAUAUGACAGAGUAAUAACGUCUUAUUACAUGUGCACGAUUAAGUUAUUACAAACGUAAAGUGUCUGCUGUUUGACAUGGAGGACGGAAACAGGACUGAUGCUGCUUCCACAUCAAAGAGCCACGCAGGAUCACUCCACCUGCAGACUCCAAAAAAUGAGGACGCCUACGAAAUUGCCAUCCCCUAUGAGGAGAACAACUUUGAGCAGCAGGGAUUCUUCAACCAGAGUGAUCAGAAUUUUGAUGAGUCGCCCCCACCUGCUGGCCCAUCUCCAGUCAACAACUCGUACAUGGUGAUCACCAACCUGCGGACCCAGCUACAGAUCUCUCUGGAGAAAAACUCUUGGCUGCAGAAGAGAAUUGAGGACUUGGAAGAGGAGAGGGACUUCCUGCGCUGCCAGCUGGACCGUUUCAUCUUUUCCACAAAAAGCCAGGGACAGGAGCAGAGUCCGAGCCAGUACAGUAACGGUUAUGAAUCUAGGCGGUUCAACUGGAGGGCAAGAAGAGAGGAUGAUCGUCCCACUGAGCAACAGAAGACGGACUCACAGCAUUUCCCCUCACGUUCGUAUAUCCACCGACGGCCUGGUCCUCCUACCAUGGUGCCUUCCAAAAACCAUGUCUCCAAUCCACUUACCAAUCAGCUUGCCUCUAUAAAUGCUUUGUUCAGCUCUACACAAUCCCAGGCCAUGUUGCAAAGCCAUAGCCACAGUACUUCGAAUGCCACAGCCAGUGGCAGUGGCGGCGGCAGCAACAGUGCUACAAGGUCAUCCAUGAAUGAAAUGAGUGGACACAGCAACGUGGGUCCAGAUUCACUGUCACUCUUGGGAGAAUCUGAUGAGUACUUGGAUCAGGACAGCUACCUCGAGGAGGAGGAAAUUAUAUCAGGGGAAGAUGUAAUGACAGACACCAUUAACAGCAACAGACAGCAGCUAAAGAGAAGGCGGGUCUUCCGAGCCCCUAGAGAGCGACAGAGAGUCAAAGAUGCUGCUGGAGUGCUGUUUCGCUACAAGAAGAUCCUGCUUACAUACCAGCGUCUGAAAAACAUGUCCAAAGCCUUCCAACUCCAUGGUGUGGACCGUAACACAGUAGCUUCCACCACACCCAUUGCUGAGCUGCUACUAGUGGCACCAGAGAAGGUGGCAGAGGUGGGUGAGUUUGACCCAUCCAAAGAGAAGCUGCUGGACUAUGCCCGGCGCUGCUACACUGCCCUGGAUGAGGAGACACUCAGCAGGGUGCAGGCCCUGAAGAAGAAUAACCUCCUCCUGCCCAUUUCCUACAGGUUCAGACACUGAGGGGAGAAAGACAGAGGAAUGUGAAGUGUCUGUGGACAACAGUGGAGUUGAUGGUGAAGGGGAACAGAAAAGUGGCAGGUGGGCUCUGCUGAAACAGGUCAGCUCACCUCACAGAGAAAUCCAGAGGGAAGAGGAAUUAUUUAGCUGUCUCAGCAUCCGGGAUAUGGCCAUGUAAACUGUGGCUGAGAUCCUCAGAAAAAUUGUUUUUACAUUUCACUUUUAGUAUCAAUAUGUUCCAUAAAACCUCACCAUCAUUCCAGUAAUAUUGAGGAUGCCGGAUGUCUGCUGCAGCUAGAAAGGGGGAAAAAAUGGUUCCCAGUGCUCAAAGAGCAAAAUGAUGUGAGAGUGAUCCAGAAUCUGUGAACAACGAUGUGUGUUUAGCAUUAGGAGGAUAGAGAGGAUUGAUUUUCCUCAGUCAAUAAAUGAGAACCACGUUCAUGCUGUUUCAGCCAGGAGGUCUGCAGAGACACAAAGACCCUUUCUUUCCCAGACAUCGAGAUCAGCUUGAGGCCAGCAGCUCAGUAAUUGAGUGUCUGGAUCGUGUUGGUUUCUGACGGUCUAAAUUAUCUUAAAACAUGGCGAUUUUUAUCACUUUAAUUGUGUUUAAAUUUGACACAAUCCUUAAAUGACGGUAGUUUUCAAUCACAUAAAAGUUACAUUUAUGCUGUAAUCCAUAGAUUUUCUAGAAUUAUACUUAACUUUUAAGAAAUAAUCUUUUGCUUUUAUUUAUAUUGCUCAGUGUCUGUUUGUUGCAUAAUUUGUCAUAGCACCAUUUUCACUUGCCUUAAUACAAUUUGUGUGAUUUUCUUGUGUGAGACAUGCAAUAGUUUGGGUCACUUUCGCUCCCUGAGCACAAAUUUAAUUUGAGUCUUGGAGUCUUUUUGUGUUCUCUUUUGAUUUCCCUUUGUCCUGGUUUAAAGGAGGAGAGAACUGGACACUGACCAUAGUACAGGCUAGUCCAGAAAAAUGUACAAAUGCAUUUUUGGCAAGAGCCAAAGGUUUAUUGUGAAAAAUCAAAGACAGACACAAAUGUGUUGAUGAUGUUGUCUGUGUUUGACAACAAUACAGCUGCAUUACUCUGUUGUUCCACUAAAUGUUGUACCAACAUUUUUUGUAAAGUAUGUGCACUAAAAUCCAGUAAAUGUCACUUCUUAUGCUUCUGAUAUUGAGGCUCUUGUAAUGCUUUGUUGACAACAACACAUUUUGUAAAAUACGGUACAGCGCAUUCACUAUAGUAUUUGAAAGACUGUUUCGGUUCUGUGUGAAAAAUUGUGAACAUUAACCAUACAAACAGUCACACAGUGCGAGUUACAGCAUCAACAAAAGCCACUAGCUUGUGCACACGAGGAUCUUGUAUUGCUUCCCAGUGCUCCCCUUCAAAUGCAUGUAUAAAGUGCUCUUUGUUCGUCUGUAGUUUAUAGAGAUCUUGUCAAAAUUUGUAAUUUCAGAAAAAAAGUCCAGAAAAAUGUUCAUAUUGUAUGCCAGUUUGUGGUGUUUAUACCGGUACAGUGAAAUCAGAUCUUUUAUAUUAAAAACAGAUUAGGUUACAGUGGA
Acanthopagrus latus (yellowfin seabream) is the source of this 2925-nucleotide messenger RNA. It is a transcript of the gene ccdc106a, whose product is annotated as coiled-coil domain containing 106a. The record is from RefSeq and is a predicted model, not a curated record. Gene Ontology annotation, cellular component: nucleoplasm. The transcript has 8 exons. Lineage: Eukaryota; Metazoa; Chordata; Actinopteri; Spariformes; Sparidae. The coding region runs from base 157 to 1371 and encodes 404 amino acids.